Messenger RNA from Amyelois transitella, 1519 nucleotides. RefSeq names its product probable palmitoyltransferase ZDHHC24. NCBI's taxonomy places the organism in Eukaryota, Metazoa, Arthropoda, Insecta, Lepidoptera, Pyralidae. The coding region runs from base 389 to 1234 and encodes 281 amino acids. The record is from RefSeq and is a predicted model, not a curated record. The transcript has 2 exons. Gene Ontology annotation, molecular function: palmitoyltransferase activity.
AUGACCACAGUACACUCGCUUACAAAAUUCGGUCUCUUGUACUUUUGAUCAUUUGAUGUUUAAAUUAUUUUGUAGAAAGUAUAACAUAACCUAAACAAAAUAAAAUCAAUCAAAAUAUCUUUAACAUAACCUGAGCAAGUACCUCAGUGAUAAGAUAGAAAGGCUUGUAGACAAUACUGUCGUAUUUUAUCCCUAAGCAAAUCCUUGGCAACAGGUCCGUCAUAAAGAAAGGCAAGGAAAAAACUACAGCAAUAUCAAAUCAAAAAUUCAUACCACAGAUUCAUGCACUGGAUAGAUGGAAGUUAAACGUAUUAAAUGAAGUAUCAAAUGGUCCAUUACUACCUUCAUCAACAGUGGUUUCCUUUAGUUGGUUUGGUGAUUUGUUCUCAUGUGUAUAAUCAACGCUAAUUCUAUAAAAAACAAAUUCCUUAAGCGGAUAUUGGACCACAUCUUUUAUCUCAUAUUUGUUUUGAUUUUCAUACCAGGGAUUUACUAUUUCCACCUUGGCAUUGUGUUACCAAAUUUUGUAGGGAUAUGGAGUUUAGAAUAUCAUUUUCACUUACUUCUAUCACACUUCUUCUUACUCAAUGUAGUAAGCAACAUGGUUUUUGGUAUGUUUACUGAUACAAGCAUUAAAGGAAGAUUUUUGGGUAGCACUGAUAAGAAAGACUGGACCGUGUGUUCCGUUUGUGAAUGCCUGCGACCACCCCGUGCCUGGCACUGCAAUAUUUGUAAUAUUUGCAUUUUAAAAAGAGAUCACCACUGUACAUUUUUUGCUUGUUGUAUAGGUUACUUUAAUCUUAGAUAUUUCAUGUUUUUUACUUUUUAUAUUUUUAUUGCCAAUAGCUAUUCCUUAUACUAUAAUAUAAAAUUCUUAGCACUAUUUUUGACAUGGAACCAUGGCAUAGUUAUUUUAAAAUUUUUAUUUCCUUUAUUUAGUUUUGUAUUUGAUUUUGGUUAUGAAAGUUUAUAUGUUACUUUAGUUGUGGUCCAGUUUGUCAUAAUAGCAUUUUCAGGAUUUUUAUUUUUUUAUCAUUUAAAUAAUUUACUCAAAGGAAGAGUAGGUCCAGAAAUAAAGCUUGGUAAAAAAGGGUUACUGUAUGAUAAGGGCUGGAAAUCUAACUUGAUAGAAGUAUUUGGUUCUAGAUAUUAUUUGACCUGGGUUGCAGCUUUUAUAAAUAGUCCUUUACCAGGUAAUGGUUUGGAAUGGGUUGUUGAAGACAAAUACAAAUAAACAAAAGCAAGAUAACACAGUUCAGUCAGACGUACAUAUAAAAUUGUUGCUUAUUUUAUCAAUCUAUUUAGUUAAUAAUUCAUGAAAUUAUGAAAAGCUUUAAUUAAUUACAAAUGCAUUCAACAAGUUACAAAUGUGAUAGCAAUAUUUAUACAUAGAUAUAUUUUAACAUAUAUAGCAACUACUUUUUAUAUCAAUGUUUCAAGCAAAUCUUAAAUGUAAAAUUAGUAUUUGAAACAAUACAUGUGUUAAAGUGGGGCCUUAUUUUUAUACUGUCUAUGAAAA